Messenger RNA from Linum tenue, 2162 nucleotides. Lineage: Eukaryota; Viridiplantae; Streptophyta; Magnoliopsida; Malpighiales; Linaceae. The record is from the annotation of a GenBank genome assembly.
AAGCUCGAGCAGGGGGAAGGCCGAAGCGAAGUGGCAGGCAGUGAAUAGAUACGUCGCCGUCGGGUGCGCGGUGCGACCGGGAAUUCUUUAUUAUUUUCCUCUUCUUUUGGUACGAAACACGACCGGGAAUUGUCUUGCAACUUCCAUUUGUUCCGGCGGAAAGAAAAGGAAAGGGUCAGCGGAGAAAGAACGAAAGAAAGCAGAAAGAAGAAAAAACAAUGGCAGGAGUAGCACAGGCGUUGAAGCGAAUCCCUAGUAUCAAGUUUCCCCAGCGGCGCCCCAAUCCUUCCACAGGUUCUGCUUUCAAGACAGGAGAAGCUUCUUCUGCGGGAAAUGUUGUUUCAAACUUCUUCUCCAGUGCGAAGGCUUCAAACUCUCUUGGAGGUCAAGCUUCUCUUCAGCCCAAACGAACGCCAGUUUCUAAGGAUGAGAUAGAGACAAUCUUGUUGGGCGGCUGCAUCUGAUCAUCUGGUUGAAGUUCAAAACGCGAUGGUUUGGCAAUGUGGCUGAUUGAUACAUCUGUACUGCUGAUUGAUCUAAUGUGGUCAGAUUGGCGAAUUGUGAUAAAUAUCGUUCAAGUUUGUACGAUAAUACAUACUGCUAUGAUGUCAGUUAAAUAGAUUCUCGCAUGUACUUCAGUCCAUUGAGCAAUCCUAUGGUUGUGCUACAAUCGCGGCGAAUAAAUAUGUACUUCUAAAAGAUUCUUUAUAUUGUGUACGAUUGAUUACGUCUUAUUGGUGUUUAGUGUUUACCAUGUAACAAGUACACGUAUGGGAAAUUGGGAAUAUAUGGUGUCUGCACUCUGCAUGUGACUGGGCCCGAAGGCCAUUAUUCUCUUGGGCCCAACGAACACACUUAUUUAUUUUAAUCGGAUUCUAUUCUACCAUAUGCAGUCUCAUUGUUUAAUUACGGUUUACGAACUCAACUUUUCAUUUUCCCGAACUGUGAGAAAACCAAAAUACGGAACCCACUGUCCUGCGAGCCAAAAGUAUUGGAAAACAAAACCUCCAUAGCCGCACCACGGGAAAGUUCCCCUUGCUCCUCUGUUUCAUGUUACCAACGCCAACGCCAACGCAUAAAGGUUUUCUUUCUGCGGUAGCAUAUUCGCUUCAUGGAUGAUCGUCGUGGAAAGCUGAAUAUCAUACCGGAUCACUUUCAAGUCUCAACUUCCGGUGAGGACACUCCACAAGCAGAAACUAAUCCUGUUUUCCAGCCAAGAGUGGAUAAUUUGGCUAGGCCUCAAAGUCUUUCCUGGUCGCCGAGAAAAUUGAAGACUGCUGCAUCUAUGUUGAGAAUGUUCAGUCUACGUGGCCUACCUUGGACCCCUGAUGGCCAGCAAAAGGUUCAGGUAACUGUUGCAGAGUUGGAAUCACUUCGCUCGGAGCUCGUCGAGGUAGAAGAAAGGGAAGCUUACUUAAAAGCUCAGUUGGAACAUGUUGAUGAAAUUUUGCGCACAGCUCGCCUGUCAGGCUAUUUAUACAUUAGAUCUAGAUGGGCAGCUUUACCUGGUGAGCCUGCUGUAAUUGAUGAUAUUGAUAUUGACGAUUGGCUUCCUCGAUUUGUUGUCCUUCACGGACAGUGUUUAUUCUUCUAUUUGUUGAGCACAGGAAGUUUUUCUUUUUGCAGAUUUGAGUCCUCAAGAUUCAACUCUACUCGCCGAUGUUGUUGAAGUGGGUUCUCUACCGGAAGUUAGACGUGAAGAUGAUGAGAUAAGAUAUUCCUUCUAUGUUUUGACUCGUCAGGGCCUUCGGUUCGAGUGCUCCAGUGCUUCUAAAUUACAGGCGGAGACAUGGUUAGAGGCACUAAAAACUGACUGCAAAUAUGGCUGUGGUGGUGCAGAAUCUGUAAACGACUCUUCUGAGACGAAUAAUCACUCCGAGACUGACUGAACACUGAACUGUACUUAGGCUUAUUCAAUUGUACAUCUUUCCUUCAGCUGAUAUUUGAUUGGAGCUUGUGAUUCCUCGUACUGCUUCGUUUUGUUCAUGUACAUAGAUUGACACACUCAUUUAACCCGGAAUUCAUUAUAUACUACUUCCCAGUUCUUGCUAGUUCAGCGAGGACUACAAGUUUUCAGUAAUUCAUUGUGCACCUUUCUUAGACCUAUGGAGAUGGGAUUUCACUGCUUUAUAACCAAGACGCUGAAUUCAGAAGAACUAUGC